AGCUAGGUCUAGGGUAUUCUCCUGUGGCGGAGCGAGCGCGCCAUGGCGCCGGGGGAAGGGGGAUUGGCGCCACUGCACUGAGAGCUGCUGAUUCCAGGCAGCAUUCCCGGGGGCGAUGGCGCAGAGCAACGGGAAGAAGUAUCUGGGUGUUACUGAGCCUAUCUCCACUGCCGGGCCGACGGAAGCUGAUUUCGCAAGAACGCGCGAUCUUGAGAAGGUUUUGACUGAGGCUGGAUUGUAUGAGAGCCCCGAGGAGGCGGUUCAGCGUGAGGAAGUUUUGGGAAGGCUUGACCAGCUUGUCAAGGAAUGGGUGAAGAAUAUUUGUCUUAGGAAGGGAUACAGUGAGCAGCUCACUCAAGAAGCCAAUGCCAAAAUUUUUACUUUUGGUUCUUAUAGAUUAGGAGUACAUGGACCGGGUACCGAUAUAGAUACACUUUGUGUUGGCCCCCGUCAUGUGAGCAGAGAGGAGGAUUUUUUUGGUGUCUUUCAUGGAAUGUUAGAAGCUAUGUCCGAAGUGACGGAACUUCAUCCUGUCCCGGACGCUCAUGUUCCAGUUAUGAGAUUCAAAUUUAGCGGAAUAAGCAUUGAUCUCUUGUAUGCUCCGCUUGCGGUGUGGACGAUUCCGGAGGAUUUGGAUAUUUCGCAAGAGUCCAUACUCCGGAAUUUGGACGAGCCGAGUGUCCGCAGUCUCAAUGGCUGCCGUGUCACAGACCAGAUAUUGCGAUUGGUUCCAAAUAUUGAGGUAUCUGGUUUUUUUCUCCUCUUUUAUAAUGUCAAUGAGCUUUCAACUAGCGGUAGUUUCUUUCAGCAUUUUCGGACUACGUUGCGGUGCAUGAAGCUGUGGGCCAGGAAGCGCGGCGUCUAUUCGAAUGUGACAGGAUUUCUUGGGGGUGUGAACUGGGCAUUACUUGUUGCGAGAAUCUGCCAGCUUUACCCGAACGCUCUUCCGAGCAUGCUGGUGUCACGGUUUUUCCGGGUUUACACACAGUGGCGGUGGCCCAAUCCUGUAAUGCUGUGCGAAAUAGAAGAAGGUUCACUGGGCCUAAGUGUUUGGGAUCCGCGGAAAAAUCCUCGUGACCGGACUCAUCAGAUGCCGAUUAUAACUCCUGCUUAUCCUUGCAUGAACUCGAGCUACAAUGUUUCUUCGAGCACGCUCCGAGUCAUGGUCGAGGAAUUCAGUCGUGCAAAUGGCAUCUGUGAGGUGAUUGAAAUGAAUAAAGCUGAAUGGAGUGCGCUUUUUGAGCCUUACGCUUUCUUCGAUGCCUAUAAAAACUACUUGCAAAUCGACGUCUUUGCUGCAGACAACGAUGAUCUCCGUAGAUGGAAGGGCUGGGUCGAGUCACGGCUCCGACAACUCACGCUCAAGAUCGAGAAACAUACGUAUGGCAUGCUCCAAUGCCAUCCACAUCCUUGCGACUUUGUGGACGAGUCUAAAGAAGGAAAGCACUGCGCGUUCUUCAUGGGGUUGCAAAAGAGACAGGGCCUUCCAUCACAGGAAGGGCAGCAGUUUGAUAUUCGUCUCACGGUAGAGGAGUUUAGGCAGUCCGUGACUGGGUAUCAGUUGUGGAAGGAAGGAAUGGACAUAGCAGUGUCGCAUGUCCGCCGGAGACAGAUUCCAGCCUACGUUUUCCCCGGUGGAACAAAGCCAGCUCGGCCUCCGAAAGUAACUGGAACCGGAAGGCUGGUUGGAACGAACUCGCUCCCGACGGAACUUGAUACACCACCUCUGAAGCGUAAGCUGGACUCGGAGACGACCCCUCCCGAAGGCUCCAGGCCCCUGCGACGUACUAAUACCGGCGUUUCGGAAGCUGGAAGCUGUCAAGCUCCCGCAAAGCCCGAGAAGCAGGAAGCAUACGCGGAUGCAACACCAGCUACGUUAUUGAGGCCGGAUGCGAACGCAGCAAAUUUUGGAUUUCCAGAAAUCCAACAGAAUGGACCGGGCUCGGCAGCUGUACAGGCUAAGCAGACGCAGCCGGCAACUUUCGUGUUUCAACAAACCGUCGCACCUUUGGAGGAGCUAGAGGCUGCGGGAACCUCGUCAAUCGCAGCAAGCAGUGCCGCAGCGGCAGCGGCAGCGGAGAUCCGGAGGCCCGUGAUCAGGCUUUGCUCCGCGAGUGUUCCACCAUCGACUAGUGCUCCGCCAGGAAACCAUUUUGUUAACCGGUGACGAUGGAGAGCUCGAUCGCUCAAGCAAAAUUCUUCCACAGUGAAAGGGAGCAAGACGAGGGAAAAGAAAUGGCUCUUCAUAGGAAGAUUUAUAGGCUGUGAGACACACGGUUAUAAUGAAUAUACAUACGUUUAAAACUCGA
Messenger RNA from Selaginella moellendorffii, 2309 nucleotides. RefSeq names its product nuclear poly(A) polymerase 1. Lineage: Eukaryota; Viridiplantae; Streptophyta; Lycopodiopsida; Selaginellales; Selaginellaceae. Bases 116 to 2167 code for a protein of 683 amino acids. Gene Ontology annotation, molecular function: poly(A) RNA polymerase activity; RNA binding. The transcript has 11 exons. The record is from RefSeq and is a predicted model, not a curated record. Gene Ontology annotation, cellular component: nucleus.